AUGAAGACUUCGGCGGCGCUCAGAGGCCUGCGCCUCAGGCAGGCCAGGUUUGCGGCCAGGACUCAGGCAAGGAACGAGAAUGCCGCGCUGACAGAUCGUGACAGCCGUCCAUUCUCCUCAUCACCCCUCCACAGUGCAGACUCUUCGUCCGAGCUCGAAGGCCUCAACAAGGUCUCGCGACAUGUCACGCAGCCGAAAUCCCAGGGCGCUUCGCAAGCAAUGCUCUACGCCACGGGCAUGAGCGAGACGGACAUGAACAAACCGCAGGUCGGCAUCUCGUCGGUCUGGUACAGCGGCAAUCCGUGCAACAUGCACCUGUUGGACCUGUCGAACGUGGUGAAGAAAGGCGUGGCAGACGCAGGGCUACAGCCCAUGCAGUUCAACACGGUCGGCGUGUCGGAUGCAAUAUCCAUGGGCACGACGGGGAUGCGGUACAGUCUGCAGUCACGAGAGAUCAUUGCCGACUCGAUAGAAACGGUCAUGCAGGGCCAGUGGUACGACGCAAACAUCUCAAUCCCGGGCUGCGACAAGAACAUGCCGGGCGUGGUGAUGGCGAUGGGAAGAGUCAACAGGCCGUCCAUCAUGGUCUACGGGGGCUCCAUAGCGCCCGGGUGCGCCAGGACGCAGAACAACGCCGACAUCGACGUGGUGUCGGCCUUCCAGGCCUAUGGGCAGUUUAUCGCCGGCGAAAUCAACGAGGAGCAGCGGUUCGACAUCAUCCGGAACGCGAUCCCCGCGUGCGGCGCCUGUGGCGGCAUGUACACUGCCAACACGAUGGCGUCGGCCAUUGAAACCUUGGGGAUGACACUGCCGGGCAGUGCGUCCAACCCCGCCGUGUCCCGGGAGAAGGAACUCGAGUGUCUGGCCGCUGGGGGGGCCAUCAAGAAUGCCCUCAAGCUGGACCUUCGGCCGCGAGACAUCAUGACCCGCCAGGCAUUCGAAGAUGCCAUGACCGUGAUCAUGAUCACGGGCGGCUCGACCAACGCAGUCCUCCACUUGAUCGCCAUGGCCGACGCGGUGGGCAUCAAGCUCACCAUCGACGACUUCCAGGCCGUCAGCGACAGAACGCCCUUCCUCUCGGACCUGAAGCCCAGCGGCAAAUACGUGUUCAACGACCUGCACCGCAUCGGCGGCAUCCCCACCUUACUCAAAUUCCUCAUCAAAGAAGGUGUCGUCAAGGGCACACACACCACCAUAACGGGGCAGACGUUGGCCAAGAAUGUCGAAUCCGCACCCGACUUCCCUUCCGACCAGACCAUCAUCAAACCGUUCUCCAACCCCAUCAAGGAGACGGGCCACAUCCAGAUCCUGCGCGGCAGCCUCGCGCCCGGCGGGAGUGUCGGCAAAAUCACGGGCAAAGAAGGCCUGCGCUUCCGAGGCAAAGCCAAAGUCUACGACGCAGAGGACCUGUUCAUCCAAGCCCUGGAGCGCGGGGACAUCAAAAAGGGCGAGAAAACGGUCGUCGUGAUUCGGUACGAAGGCCCCAAAGGCGGUCCGGGGAUGCCUGAGAUGCUGAAACCCAGCUCGGCGAUCAUGGGCGCCGGAUUGGGCAAAGAUGUGGCGCUCAUCACGGACGGGCGGUUCAGCGGCGGCUCGCACGGCUUCUUGAUCGGGCAUAUCGUCCCCGAGGCCAUGGAGGGGGGUCCCGUAGGUCUGGUGCGCGACGGCGACGAAAUCAUCAUCGAUGCCGAGAAGCGCGUGCUGGACUUGAAUGUCAAUGAAGACACGUUGGCCAAGAGGCGAGAAGAGUGGAAUGCCAAUAAGCCCGCGCCGCGAUACACGAGGGGCGUGCUGGCAAAGUAUGCCAAGUUGGUGAGUGAUGCCAGUCACGGAUGUAUCACGGACAAGGAGGACGUGCUGGAUCUGCAUGCGUAG
Molecule: messenger RNA, 1875 nt
Organism: Cladophialophora yegresii CBS 114405
Lineage: Eukaryota; Fungi; Ascomycota; Eurotiomycetes; Chaetothyriales; Herpotrichiellaceae
Product: dihydroxy-acid dehydratase, mitochondrial
Exons: 2
Coding region: 1-1875 (624 amino acids)
Biological process (GO): branched-chain amino acid biosynthetic process
Cellular component (GO): mitochondrion
Molecular function (GO): dihydroxy-acid dehydratase activity
Source: RefSeq, a predicted model, not a curated record